Anolis carolinensis (green anole) is the source of this 5182-nucleotide messenger RNA. RefSeq names its product transmembrane 131 like (gene tmem131l). Gene Ontology annotation, biological process: negative regulation of canonical Wnt signaling pathway. NCBI's taxonomy places the organism in Eukaryota, Metazoa, Chordata, Lepidosauria, Squamata, Anolidae. Gene Ontology annotation, cellular component: plasma membrane. The record is from RefSeq and is a predicted model, not a curated record. The transcript has 34 exons. Bases 315 to 5027 code for a protein of 1570 amino acids.
AGGGCCUUCUCCUCAGCCCCUUUGGCCCAUGUGCUCUUGAGCGGCAGAAACAAGCCCUGGAGGGCCCUCCGCCUCCCUCGGGUGGAGCCCACGCGGGGCAAGGCAGGAGGAGAGGCGGCGGAGGGGCGUUUGCAGGGAGGGCUGCGGCCUCCUUCCUCCUCCCUCCCUCCUCGCUAUCUCUGCCGCACACAGAGCGCAGGGAGGCGGAGGCCCUCUCCUCCUCCGCCUCCUCCUCCUUUGCCGCCGCCCGAGCGAGCCCCAGCUGCCGGAGCUGCGGAGACAGGAGGAGCAAGAGCAGCAGCAGCGGGAGCAGCAUGGCGGGGCAAGGCGGCUACUGCCGUGCAGCCACGGCCGUCAACCUCCUCCUCGGCGUCUUCCAGGUCCUUUUGCCAGGCUUUCGGCCGGGAGAGGCGCAGGGCCAAGCCAUCGACCCGAUCCCCAACGUGGUGGAGUUGUGGCAAGCCGAGGAAGGGGAGCUGCUGAUGCCCGCCCAGGCUGAAACAGAGGAGGAUGUGGAGGAACAUCCACAGGAGCAAAGCUUCUCUGCAAAAAUGCCUAAUGGGAGGCUCCUCCAUUUUCAUCCCUCAAUUCUCCAUUUUGGAAGGCAGUUACUGGGACUGCCUAAAGCUAAAAUGCUAUAUGCUUACAAUCCUAGUAGGGAUAAAGACAUUAUAGUGAAUUCAGUGUUUACAACUACUAGACAUUUUCAUGUGUCUCCUGUUCAUACCAGGGUCUUUGGAACAGGAAUUUCAAGGGUCGUUUCAGAAGACUUUAGAAAACAGUUAGCAAAUACUUAUUUACUCUUUCCUCAUAUCAACAGUAUCCAGAUCUCACAAACACUGGCAGAAGCUAGGAACAUCAGUCAUUUAAAAGUUCGUCUUGAAUGCAGUUUACACAACAAUUUGUAUCAACAUUUUAAGAAUUGCUGCUUUGCUUCUGAUGGGAUGCUGCUACUAGAAAUAAGCUUGAUGGUCAGAAUUGAAAAUAUUCAGCAUGAGUUCGUGGAUCUUAGGCAAUACUUACUGGAAAAUCUUUUCAUAGUUUAUGUAGCAGUGGACAAAACACAGACCUCAGAUGAUUCCCCAGUAAUCUUGUAUGUAUUGCAUUCAGGGAGCAACCUUCUGUAUCUACAGGACGUAAAACACUUGUCACAGGAGGGAAAAUUUUCUGUGCUAUUUGAGCCAAUAUUGUUGCCGUCACUGACCAUGAACUUCACAAAAGUUGCUUCUAUUUUUUGUAAAGGUACGUUGUGUGGCCAUGGGAAUAGCCAUGACAUUAAUCAGAAGGCAAAUCUAUUGGAUAGUACACCCUUACCGAAGGCAUGUCUUUCUCAUCCAGUGGUGGAAGGGUAUCUUGGUAUCAAUCCAUUUGCGACUGUAUUCCACAUAGAACCACAUCGCAGUAUUUCAGCAUCUUGGUCUAUAUGGUUUACAAACAGCUUUGAUUUUAGCCUCAUCCUAAAUGAUGUUUAUGUUUCAAAAGAAACUGAGGAUAUUCUAAAGGUCCUGAACUUCACUGAUCCUUUGACUCUACCUCCAGGCUGUUGGAAUGUGUUUUCCUUGAAACUUCACAACCAAGAAACUGUUACAAACGUAUUUUCCAAAGUUUUUGUGACCACAAAUAUUGGAGUGAUAUUUGAGAUACCCUUACAGAUUAAUUCUGUUUUGUCCCAGAAGGGAGUUGUUCAUUUCGAAGCCAUAGCACAUCAUGAUAUAUACCGUUCCUUGAGAAUGUCUGACGCAGCAAAUCAUCUUUGGGAAAAGAGCCUUUCUCUGGACAGUUCUACGUGGAAUGUGGAUUCUGAUCUUGCACAUGAGCUCCAUCAAAAAUGGCAAAAAAUUAAGCAAAGUGAAAUUUGCAGGAGAAAUCUUGGUGAAGUCAUCCAAGCUGCUGAUAAACAGAAUCCUGGAGAAGAGUCAUUUGGGUUAUCCUUUCCCCACUUGGUUACAGAGUUUGGUCUUACGUUGAACUUCAGUGCAGCUGCUCCUAUGAAUAGCAUGGUGAAAUACUUUACGCUAAGAAAUCCUUCACCUUUCCCAGUGAUGUUGCAACUCCUGCCUCUGUCUUUCUAUCCUGAUCCUCGAGCCCCACUGAUUCUUCUCAGCAAAUGGUUUGAUGGAAGUGUACCAUCUAUUAAUUUUACAACCACUGAAUUUAGAUUGACAGAAGAAGCAGCAGCUCAUAGGGGUGAACUGCAAGACGAUCAUGGUUAUAUCAAAUCUAGUUCUGAAAUGCUUCAUUUGAAAUUGCAGCCUUUGGAAACCAAGCGAGUGGGUGUAGUUUUUACACCUCUUGAUUACAAAAGAGUAACUUCCAUUAUAUUGGUGAGGAAUAAUUUGACUGUUCUGGAUGUGGUUUAUGUUGAAGGCAUUGGAGCCAGAGAACUAUUGAAAGUAGGGGGAAGGUUGCCAGGGGCAGGAGGAUCUCUUCGGUUUAAGGUGCCAGAGUCAACCCUCAUGGACUGCAGGCAACAACUGAAAGAUGGAAAGCAAAUUUUAUCUAUCACAAAGACCUUUAAGGUUGAAAAUAUUGGUUAUCUUCCUGUUACCAUAACCUCUAUGAAGAUUAAUGGAUAUAGUUGUCAAGGAUAUGGGUUCGAAGUACUUGACUGCCGUGACUUCUUUCUGGCACAAAAUGCUUCCCGGGAAAUUAGCAUUGUAUUCACCCCUGAUUUCACGUCUUCUUGGGUGAUUCGUGAGCUCACCUUGGUAACUGCUGCUGGUGUUGAGUUCCACUUCACGCUCAACGUGACGCUUCCUCACCAUCUUUUGCCCCUGUGUGCAGAUGUGGUGCCAGGACCCAGCUGGGAGGAAUCCUUUUGGAGGCUUACAGUGCUCUUUGUUAGUUUGUCUCUAUUUGGUGUGAUUUUGAUAGCUUUCCAACAAGCACAAUACAUUCUAUCAGAAUUUAUGAAGUCAAGACAGAGGCCCAAUCCUAAUUCUUCUCCAUUACAAAAUAGUUCUGUGGAUACCAUCAGCUCUGAAUCUUACAAGAGCAGCUGCAAAAGCUUUACAGAUUCUUACAGCUCUUCGGAUAAAGGAAAAGGAAAGGGAUCCCUCUCUGUGGGCACAUCAAGCAGUCGUAGCCAGAAUGCUGCCAAGAGGAGUCCGGCGACAUAUAGUCACUCUCAGAAGAAACACAAGUGCUCUGUAUAUUAUGGUAAACAGAAAUCAAACUCGGCAGCUGGCAGCACCAUUCUCACUACUGACGACAAACAAAGCCAGACAACUGAAAACCAAACCUCAGCACCAAAGGAAGACAUUUGCACUGUCAAUGAAAGCUGGCUGAGCCUGAAAUAUGCAAACAGCAUAAAUGUAAACAUGCAAAAGAACUUAACACACCCAGGGAACUUUCUAGAUAAGGAAGAGAUUGCAUUGAAAAAUGCAACACUUAUGAAAAAUACUUCUUCAGAGUGCCAUUUGAAGGAGAGUCUUCGAACAAGUAUGUUUCCUAAGGAAACGAAUCUUAAGACUUCAGAAAAUAUAGCAGAACUCAAAGAGCCUGAUCUGUGUUCUUUGAAGUCAUCAAAAAAGCUGUCUGAAAGUCGCUUUCCAAGACAUUCACCUCAGCAACAAUCAGAAUUUCAAGAUGCUUCCAGGAAGAAUAAUGGAAAUAGCCAACAAGUGCCUCUCAGGAAUGAAACAGAAAACUGUGAGACUUUGAAGAAACAGAUUAACACAAAGUCUUCCACAGAGAAGAUGUUAAGCAAAGGGCGUAAAGAUGAAUCACUGUGUUGUGGAAAACAGGAACUUUCUUCUGUUGAGCAGAGAGAUGUUCACCAGAAAAAUGGAUCUCAGGAGAAAAGAGAAGGGCACUUAACAAAUACAAGUUGGAUUAGACAUAGGACAAACAGAAAAAAUAAAAAGAAACAUAUUAAUAUAUCUGCACGGGUUCCAGAACAGACAGAGCUGAAACAUGCGUGCAACGAAUUUGAAAGACCAGAACUUAGAACAAAUAUCAACAUAAGAAAUUGGUGUGCUCAGAACAAUGGAGAAACUUGUAAAGGAGAUGAGAAAACUGGUUUGUCCACACAGAGAGAAGCAGAAGGUUUCUACCAGUGGCCUCAAAAGAAGUGCCUGGAAAGGUUUUGCUCAGAUUCAAGCUCAGACUGUGGGAGCUCUUCUGGCGGUGUGCGGGCGAGUCGUGGGAGCUGGGGCAGCUGGAGCAGCACCAGCAGUUCUGACGGAGAUAAAAAGCCAAUGAUCCCUAGCAGACACUUCCUUCCUUCUAGGGAAACAAUUUCAUGCGGUGAUUUUCCAACUGAAACACCCAUCACAUUAAACUUGUCUCACAACAUCUGCAACACCAGCAGAGAUGUGAAUAGUGUCACUCAGUAUCCAGAGAAUUUGUGCCCCAACUUCACUGACAUAACUGUGGAUCCUGAUAAAAAUAAAGGUGUCUAUCCAACGGGUGAUCUGUGGCCACCUCAAUCUGUCUGCCUGGCAAAUAGUGUCAACUACAACCUUGAAAACAACAUACCAUGCAUGAUACAGGAGAACCCUUCAUUACACAGUGGCUUCAUUGACUGGAAUGCAUCUUGUGAUGGGCAGUUUGCAAGCAUGUACUGUCCAGUAGAAAUUAAUGAAUACAAUGGUUUUCCAGAAGAAAAUAUGAACUACCACAAUGGUUUUCCCUGCCAUGCAGAAGUUCAGAAUACAGCCUUCAUUGAUCACAAUUGUCAGUCUACCUGGAACACCCCAUCCAGUCUUCCUCCAACUUGGGAACCCACCCCUUACAUCAAUCCAACAUCCUACCUCUCAAGCACCAGGAGUUUGUCACCGAUGUCUUCACUGUUUGGUUCUAUCUGGGCCCCGCAGAGCGAUGUCUAUGAAAACUGCUGCCCCGUCAGUGCCACCAGUCAGCAUUCAUCUCAGGUGGAAAACCAGGCAGUUAUUUGUAAGCAGGAAUAUUACCCGAGAUUUAACCCUUUCCGUGCCUAUAUGAAUUUAGACAUAUGGACAUCAGCUGCGAACCGGAAUGCAAAUUUCCCUCUUUCUAGGGACUCUGGUUACUGUGGAAAUGUGUGAAAAUGAUUUUUUUUAAAAAAGAAAAGAAAAAGAAAAAUGUGAAAUAAAGAUUCUUUCAGUUUUGAUUACUAGAAUAAGCUGGUUGUUGAACUAGAAUUCAAUGUUGGUGGAUAUUUUGGCACUUUUGUAUGAAAAAUAAACCUUUUUUUACUGAA